Messenger RNA from Mycotypha africana, 1485 nucleotides. RefSeq names its product Nin one binding Zn-ribbon like-domain-containing protein. NCBI's taxonomy places the organism in Eukaryota, Fungi, Mucoromycota, Mucoromycetes, Mucorales, Mycotyphaceae. Gene Ontology annotation, biological process: maturation of SSU-rRNA; ribosomal small subunit biogenesis. Gene Ontology annotation, cellular component: preribosome, small subunit precursor. The coding region runs from base 1 to 1485 and encodes 494 amino acids. The transcript has 4 exons. The record is from RefSeq and is a predicted model, not a curated record. Gene Ontology annotation, molecular function: RNA endonuclease activity.
AUGGAAAAAAGUAAAGAGACAAUUGACAUACAACAGGAAGACAAGUUGCAACAAUCUGAUGCUCAAUCGGAAACCCAGCAACAACGCUCAAUUUCAGUUGAACCAAAAGUCAAAUAUCUCGUUAUUGAUACCAAUGCUAUUAUUAACGGCAUGUCACUGCGAAACUUAGCAGAAGAGUUUUACACCAUUCCAGAGGUUUUACAGGAAGUUCGAGAUGCACGUACCAGAGAGUUUUUGUCUCGUUUGCCUUUUGAGAUCAAACUCAUGAACCCUUCUGAAGAAUCAAUGAAAGCAAUGGUGGAGUUCUCAAAGAAGACUGGUGACUUUGGGGUUCUUUCCCAACCGGAUUUGAAGGUUCUUGCUCUCACGCACACUUUAGAAAAGAGAGAGAAUGGUGACGUUAAUAUUCGUACCGAACCUUUGAAGACUAGACCGACUGGAGCACUACCAUCUGCACCACCACCUAGAUCAUACAUCAGGAAACCAGCUGUAGAGAAGCAAUUUGAUGAGGAUGGCUGGGAAAUUGCAACUAAACCUAAGAGAGCAGCUGCUAAAAACAGAUCUAACCAAAAGAAUUCAAAUAGCAGCAUAAAGCUACAAUCUGCUGCUGAAGAUGGAUUGGAUAAUAAUUCAGAAGAGAAGGAAUGCGAAGAACCUAUUACAUCUCGCUCUACUGCUUCUGAGGGAAACACAGAAAUUAACGAUGGGCAGUCAAAUAUAAAUGAAGCAGAAAAGGAUGAAAUUAGUGUAGAAGAAAUCAAUAAGCGAUUAAGUAAUACACAACUUACGGAAAAUACUACAACUGCAGGAGCGCCGGCGGCUGAUGAUGAGGAUGAAGACUCAGAUGGUGGAGAGUGGAUUACACCAGAUAACGUAGAUGAAUUUAAAGCAGCUGAAAUAGGCGUCACUGCUGAUGAAUUGAAGAAGAAUGAAAAGAUAACUGUCGGAUGUAUGACGGCAGAUUUUGCUAUGCAGAAUGUUUUGUUACAAAUGAACCUUAACUUGGUGUCUGCUGGUGGAUAUCGUGUCAAAACAAUCAGAAAUUCAGUGAUGAGAUGCCAUGCUUGCUUCUUUGUAUGUAAUGACUUGGAAAGAAAAUUCUGUCCUAAAUGUGGCAAUGCUACACUCCAACGUGUUACCUGCAGUACAAAUAGCAAAGGCGAAAUUCAAUAUCAUUUAAAAAAGAAUUUCCAGUAUAGACUACGCGGUACGCGUUAUGAUAUACCUUUACCAAAAGGUGGUAGACAGCAUAACAAUAUUGUUUUAAGAGAGGAUCAACGUGAAUAUAUCAAAGCGACACAAAGAAAGCAGAAGAAGCAAGUGGUUGAUAUGUUUGAUCCAGAUUUUAUACCUUUAUACGGUAAAACUAAUACUAAAGAGAUUACAAAUAAUAUGUUCGGUACAGACACCGUUGGGUUUGGACGUAAAAAUCCAAAUGCAUCAAAGAAAAGAAUUGGGAAAAAGAAGAGAACACACAAUUUUUAG